AUCAUCACCAGAGAUCUAGCCCAGAAGAUCAGCAGCGAAUUGAAACGCUACAGCAUCCCGCAGGCAGUCUUCGCACAGAGGGUCCUCUGCCGCAGUCAGGGAACCCUCAGCGACCUCCUACGCAACCCCAAGCCCUGGAGCAAGUUGAAGUCCGGUAGGGAGACGUUCAGGAGAAUGUGGAAGUGGCUACAAGAGCCUGAGUUCCAGAGGAUGAGUGCACUUAGACUGGCAGGUCAUUGUUCAUCGUCGUCUCAUCACGCAUCCAACAACAACAACAGCAACGCAAACAACAACAACAGCAACAAAAAACCGCGGCUCGUCUUCACGGACAUUCAACGCCGCACACUGCUGGCGAUCUUCCGCGAGACACGUCGUCCCAACAAAGAGAUGCAAGCGACCAUCGCCGACCAACUCGGUCUCAAAGUUUCAACUGUGGCCAACUUUUUCAUGAACGCCAGA
This is a messenger RNA of Helobdella robusta, 459 nucleotides long. RefSeq lists its product as hypothetical. The annotation marks the transcript as partial. Gene Ontology annotation, biological process: regulation of transcription by RNA polymerase II. Lineage: Eukaryota; Metazoa; Annelida; Clitellata; Rhynchobdellida; Glossiphoniidae. Gene Ontology annotation, cellular component: nucleus. The record is from RefSeq and is a predicted model, not a curated record. Gene Ontology annotation, molecular function: RNA polymerase II cis-regulatory region sequence-specific DNA binding; DNA-binding transcription factor activity, RNA polymerase II-specific. The transcript has 2 exons.